AUGUUUCUCUUUAUUGCAGCGCCAUUCGACAAUGAACAGAGCACAGAAAUUGAAUACUACCCAGUUGCAGACGCAACUGGUUGUUACUACAACUUCGAGCAUUACGACGAAGGUGACAGGAUAAUCACGAACGAGCCUUGCCUGAAUUGCACUUGCCAUAAUAGGAUGCUCAUGUGCUAUCUACGGGUGUGCCCCUUCACCAAAGCGAUCGGCCAGAACUGCAAAGUGGAGAAGAAACCAGACCAGUGCUGCCCUGUCAUCACUUGCCCAGAAGGUAUUUUGAAAAUAUGCAAAGUAAAGGGAGACUACAAUAGGAUUGACUUACCACAAUAUUCAAUGAAAAUAAUAUUAAUAAGGAAUGUUCAAAUUGUACUUACACUAUUUGAGGAUGAUUACUAUGGUGUCCCCGUUCAACUGGUCCCCCAAUCGACCACAGAAUCUGGCACGGCACUGGGCCACCUCAACGAGUACGGCUGCUCCAUCGACAACCUCUUUUACGCCGACGGAGCAAAGGUGCCCUCCGAUCCAAACAACCCCUGCGAGGUGUGCUACUGUAUCAGGAACAAGACGGCCUGCAUCAUCCAAGAGUGCACCCUGACGGGCAAAGUGGUCGAGGGCUGCCGGCCGGUGUAUCUGGAAGGAGUGUGCUGCCCUCUGCGAUACGACUGCGAUCAUCCGCAAAUUGAAACCACUCCUAGACCUCUUCUCACCACCACCACCACAACAACUACGACAACCACGACACUCGCGCCAACUACUUUACCACCAAAAGACUGUUUCUUCAAGAACGAAUAUUAUGCAGACGGUGCCCUGGUGAAGAAAGACUUGCCAUGCGAAAAAUGCUAUUGCAUGAAGGGUGAGAUGAUCUGUGCUGUACAAGAAUGUGGGCCAACACCAUUGGACAAGGUAAACUGCACUGCUCUGCCCAUCAAGCCAGGUCAAUGCUGUCCGGAAACUUACGAUUGUGGGGAUAUAUCGGACGAAGAUUUGACUACCCUGUCGUAUUAUGAAGCACCCACCACCCUCCCAACCUUAAUCUCAUCGCCAUCCGAGGAAGAGGACGAGACAGUACAGGCCACAGAAACUCCCCUUCCACACUUGAACCUAACAGACAGAGGUGAAGUCGUAACAGAAGAAACCAUCGAGGAGAAAGGCAAACCAACCACUGAAAGUGUUACCGAAGCAAUCACAUCGAGAAUAACAGAAGCUGUAACUGAUAUUGUCGAUGCAAUCACAUCUACGAUCUAUGGCUCAACAGAAAAACCACUGGUGACAUCAGAACAGCAAGAACAAGAAACUGUCAUACCAGGAGAAGUUAUUACGGAAAGCAGCAAAGACACAGAGACCCAAACUCCACUCUCUCUCCAUACUGUGCCACAGACUGUUGGCCCAUCCAAACACGAUGAACCGACCACAACUGCAACUUUGGAAGAGGAAGGCGAACCAAUCAUUCAUGAUGAUCACGAAGAAACAGAAGACAACGAAAUCCAUGACAGUGACGAGAAACCAGGAGCUACAACAAUAGGUGCCCAAGAACCAGACCGAGCACAUACCAAACCAGCAGAUAAUGAAAUCGAGCAACACCAUGAAACAACGAAACCAUUGGAAACGACAACUACUGAAACUGAAGUAGAACAAACAAAGGCGCCUGAGCAUGAAGCUGUUACGAAGGCAUCAGUGGAAGAAACUAAACCUUCUGAAACGAAUGUGGAGGAAAGCGAACCAACAGCUACACAAGAGGCUGUAACUCAGGUAUCAGGCACUGAACUAGGGCAGCCUGAAGUUUCUACUGAAGGACCUGUCUCGUCAAGUCUGAAACCAGAAGUAUUACCAGAUACUGUUAUACCAACUACCGAACAGUCAGGAGCAGAACAGGAAGUAACACAAAUAACAUCAGAACCCAGUGAAGGAUCACCAGUUCCCAAUGAAGAAGAAGCUAGCGGAGCAACAGAACCCAGUCAAGAGAAACCAAAAACACCCGUAGAAGUAACAGCAGUACCUGAGGUAACAGUAAGCGAACAUGCUACUAGCGAAACAUCUGAAGUUUCACAAGAAACGGUGCAGCCAAGUCAAGGCCAAGAACAAAUCACUGAAGGACCUGGAAGCUUAGAGACAACUGAACAAGAAAAUGAACAUGAACCUGGAGAGAUUUCCACAACUACAUCGCCAGUAGAAUCGGCACAUCCUGAAGAAACGGAAACAAGCCAAAAGGGUGAAGAAAAGGUGAGCAGUCCAAUCACAGAAGAACCUGAAAUAGUGGAAGAAGGCGAACUCCAACCAGGAGUCACGGAUGGUAAGCCCAACAAAGAUCAACCUGAAGAAAUCACCGAAUCAUUUGAGAAAGGAAUUGAACAGAGCUCUCAAAUUGCAGAUGUUACAGAGCCAGCCUCAACAGAAAAACCAGGAGAAGAAAUGGAGAUUGUGACCGGAAUAACUAACAGAGAAACUGAGAGACCACAAUCAAUGGAUCACGUUUCGGAAACCACAACUGAAACUGAAAUUCCUGAAAUUGAAAAGGAAGAAAAACCAUUUGAAGUAACUGAAGGCCCCAAAAUAGCUCAACAGUCACCGGAAAAACCAACUAAAGAGACUGACGACAAUGAAAUACCCGCGAUUGUUGAAGAGUGCACGAAAGAAGGAUGUACCAAACUGGAACACACUCCUGUUGUACCGGAACAAUGUACAAAGGAAGGAUGCACCCAAGAGGGUAAAGUUCCUGAUGAAACACACAAAGAAGUUCAGCCUGAGGAAGAGACUACAGAAUCGAAUGACAUACCAAAAGGUGUUGCGCAUGAUUGUAUAGAUGAAGAGGAUUGCCUACCAGAGGAAGAAAACUUACCUGGAUCAACCGAGACAACAAUAGACGUAAAACAUGAUUCUGAGCAAACUGGUGUUCCAGAAGUUAUAUUAUCAUCAGUGCCUGAAUCAGUUCAGACAACCGAAAAGAUGCCUGUGUCUGAACCAGAAGUACCUUCUAGUCCAUCAUCUGGAGGAGAACAGGUUACCGAAGAAAUUGAUGAACAAUUCACAGAGGCUCCGAAGAAAGAAUCUCAUGAUGAGCCAGAGACUUCUUCAACACAAUUACCUAACACAGUAUUCAAGGAUACCGAAUCUCCUGCAUCUACCGAACAUUCAGUAAAACCAGAACAUGAACCUACUGAUGGAGUAACCAAGGAAUCUGCUACUACCGAGACUCCAGAACAUCAUCUUGCAGGUGAAACUACUGGGCAACCUAUAUCAUCUGAACCGCCAUCAAAACAUGUUACUCCAGAGGAAAGUACUGGUGAACCUACAUCAUAUGAACUGCCAUCAGAACAAGUUACUCCAGGUGAAGCUAUUGGUACACCCGAAUCAACCGAACCGAGUGAACAAGGUGAAGAAGAACUCGGUACUGAAAUCCCAGAAAUCACACCAGCACACGUUGAACCAGUUGAAGGAAACAAAACUGAACAUCCUGGGGUAGAACAUGUCACUCCAGAAGGAGAAAGUAGUAGUGAGCCUGAAACUACUGAAUACCCAGAACAGAGACCAGAACACGUCACUUCUCAAGAAGUAGGAAGUGGUGGUGAGCCUGAAUCUACAGAAUCCCCAGUAAGUAAACCAGAACAUGUAACUCCAAGUGAGGGUAGCAGUGAGGCAGAAUCUACUGCACUCCCAGAGCAGAUACCCGAACAAGUUACUUCACUUGAAUCAGAGAGUAGUAGUGAGCCCAUAUCCACUGAAUCUCCAGAAAGUAGACCAGAACAUGUAUUCCCAAGUGAAGGUAGUGGUGAGGUCGAAUCUACUGAACUACCGGAAGAUAAACCAGGACUUGUUCCUUCACAAGAAGUAGAGAGUAGCCCUGAAUCUACAGAAUCUCAAGGAAGUGGACAAGAACAUGAAGAACAUACAACUUCAAGUGAAGGUAGUGGUGAAUCAACUGAACAUCCAAAGAGUACACCAGAAAAUGUUGUUCCUGAGGAAGUAGAGAGUAGUGGUGAGCCCCAACCAACUGAACUUCCAGAAGCAAGACCAGAAACUGACACUUCCGAAGAAGUAGAAGGCAGUGGUGAGCCUGAAAUAACUCACUAUCCAGAACAUGCUUCUUCACCACAACCAGAAACAACUGAAGCUCAACAUACCGAAAGCGAACUUCUAGAAAAACAAUUUAAUCAGACUGAAACUCCAGUAACACAUCCUCAAGAAAUGGAAGUUACUACUGCACCAAUUUCUUCAGAUUCAUCUACAGAACAUCAUGUAGCUGAGACGCACCCUCCAGAUGAAACUACAGAUGAAGUUGCUAAAGCUGAACAAGAAAUAACAAUAAAACCGUCAACUGAAGAAAUCACAACUCCAUCUAGACAAUCUGAAGGAGAUAAAAUACCUGAGAGUACAGAACCAUCAGCUGUCAAGACACCUGAAGUAAUUACCACGGAAACUGAAGCUUCGGAGGCUCCUGAAAUUCCUUCUAUCACAGCAGCAAGCCACACUCCUGAAACAACACAAACUCCAGAACAUGUUCCUUCUCCAAGCAUGCUACCAGAAUCCGAGGUACCGACAACAGAAGAAGUGGAACGUGGCAUUCCAGGCGAAGGAAAUUGUUUAGUAGACGGUCAAACAUACACGAACAACUCACAAGUGCCUCCAAUCAAUCAAUGUCAACUUUCAUGUAAAUGUGUGAGUUCUAUCUUGCAAUGUGAAUCGAUACCUUGCCCAGGACCACCUAGCAAUAUGCAAGAAUGUACGCCAAUAUUCCAGUCACCUGGGAGCUGCUGCCCUACCUACACUUGCUCUGGUCCAGGAGUCACGAAUGCUAUGGAGUCAGAUAGCCAUGUAGUCGAAACUACAACAGCGGGUGUGGAAAAAGAGUCUCCAGUAACUUACGUUCCUUCGGUUGAAGCAACUACACAACAAGAUCGUGAAGAAACAACAGUACCCAAAAAAGAUGUUCCCGAAGCAAUUCCUACAGUUCAAGGAGAAGAACCAACUACCCAAAAAACUAUUCCUCAUCAAGAUACCGAGAAGACACCAGAAAGAGAAGAACCAGUAAUCAAUCAAACGACUAGUUCUGCAGAAAAAUCUGGAGCAACCGAACAUGAUAUAGGAGUACCAGAACGUGAUGAAUCGGUAAAUGGAAUUCCUGAAGAGCCGAUAGAAGAAUCGCACAUUACUCCAGAACAUUGUGGGGAAGAAGGAUGUGAAAUUCCGAUACACAUCGAGCCGCAUGUAUCAGUUUCUGUCGAAGAACCGACUACUGCAUCUUCCGGUAAUGAAGUGAAUCUAGGAAAAGGUACACAGCAGCCUCCCAAAGAAUACCCAGAAGAGCACUGUGACUCCGAAGGUUGUACUCCAACAGAACCCCAGAUUACACAAGAAUCUUGCGGACCAGAAGGAUGUUCACGUCCUUCAUCAGUGAAACCUGAAAUCACUCCGAUUGAACCUGAUCAGCUCUCAACAAAAUCUCCGGAAAAAGAGCUUUGCGGAUCAGAAGGAUGUGUAUCGCCACAAGAACCUGAAGAACCGGUAACAACUUCUUCUAGUAUCGAAGAAGAUGAACAACCAACCACACAUCAGCCGGUCGAGGAAUCUCCAGGACCUAUUGAACAUUGUGGACCGGAAGGAUGUACAGAUGAGCCCCAGGUAACUUCAGAACAUUGUGGAUCAGAAGGUUGUAAACCUAUCGUAUCUCAAAAGCCCGAAGAAUCUGCUGAAACUACUACUGGAUCAUCUGUUGAAGAAGAUAAGAAAGAGGUUACCGCAGAACCAAGUCAAGCGUCAGUCACUGUAUCGAAGGAACCAGCAGGAACUGAAUCUGGAGUAGGUUCUAUAGAUGUUUCAGAAACUACUCUGAGCAGUAUUUCCUCAGAAAGAGCUGAUACAACAGAAGAAAGUUCAACAGAACAAGCAAAACCACAACCGACUGAAAUAUCAGCAACUGAAGUGUCAAUGUUACAAACCACUACAACAGAAAAGCUGACUCCUUCGAUUACAUCAGACCAGGAACCAACUGAGAGAGCACAAACAGAAAGCUCGAUGAUGAACAUCACAGAACAUGAGGAACAUCCAGAAGAUAAAACAAAACCAAGCAAAGAAACAUCUGGCGAAAAACAAGGGGCUGAGGAACACACAACAGAGAGUGCUGUUGACGAGAUUUCCACAACACCUGGAGACAAAGCAACAAUUGUGCCCGAGGUCAUCACUGAAUCAAUUCCGAAAAUUGCAGAGCAUGGUACUGAAAAGACACCAGAAGAAAUAAUUACUGAGAGACCAGUGCAGCCAGAAAUUACUGAAAAACAAGAAACUAUCCGACCCGAAACACCAUUAGAACAUACUGAUUCUUCAGUUGAGAAGUUGCCAGAAGAACAUGUGGAACCAACUGAAGAAAAAACACCAGAAAUAUCUGAGACAACUACGGUUGAACCUGUAGAAAUUAUCACUGAAAAAAUGACUGGUGGAACAAUUGAAUCAGCAGAACACAUUACUGAACCAGUGAAACAAGAAACAAGUACUGACGAAAGCCAUGAAGAACCAGAACCUUCAGAGAAUAAUACUUCACAAGCACCUUCGAAGCCAGAGGUAGGACCGACUGUUCCAUCAGAAGAAUAUUCAGGAAAUCAGACAAUUACUCCAGCGGUCACUGAGCCAGCCUCAGUAACAUCUGCUACAGGAGAGAAAAUAACAGAAUCUGAAGUACCUGAGCCGGCUUUCCCGACACAUCCAUCAGAGAUAACCAGUCCUAAAUCAGUUGAUGUCGGAACUGAAGUUACAACUGUCAGGGAUGAAGUAUCUAAACCUCAGCAUGAGAUUGAAGGAGACACAACUCCUGUGCAACAUGUGCCAGUUCAAGGAAGUGAUGAAUCUCAGACGGAACAAAGCGAAGUAACUACAGAAGCAAGGAUUCCUGAAGUAAGUUACUACAGUACCGAGAGCCAACCUGGUACUGACGAAUCUUCCACUGAAGAACGCGCUUCGGAAGGAACUGAACAUGAUACAACUGAAAGUCAACCCGGAACAGCACCAAGUAGUGAAACAAGUCCUAAGGAACACACUGAAUCAACCUCGCCUAGCUCUGAAGAAUCAAACACAGAGUUGUCUGAAAAAGAGGAGGAACAAACUCAAGGACAUACUAGGCCCGUAGAAGUCGCUACCGAAAAAAUUCCAUCUACUGAGGCAAUAACAGAAACACAACAUAUAGGGGAAGAAGUGACCGAAGUACAAUCUGUAACUGAUAAGAGUCAAACCGAAUCAGACGAACAAGAGCAUAUUACUGUUAUGCCGGAAUCUAGUCCUAGUACAAUUGGAGAAUUCAUUACAAAACAUCCCCAACAUGAAUUAUCUACUCAAACUCCUGAAGUAGCAACGGAAGUUGUUCCAGAAGUAAUUACUAAGAGCGUACCAAGACCUGGAGAGAUACCUGUGUCACCUAUCACCGAGCCUCAACCUACUGAAGCAGGUGUCGAGAUUCCCAUUGAACCUGAACUCGAACAUGGACAUGGCAUAACUGAAAUUGAUGUAAAAGAGAAGACAACAGAAGCCCAACUCACACCUGAGAAAGAAACCACUGAAAUCCUUCCUGCUAGUGAAAUUGUGACUGAGAAGCUUCCAGAAUCUGAGAUAAGUACCAAAGUUUCUAUUCCUUCAGAAGGUCAAACAGGUGGAGAAAUCACUCCAGAAUCCAUAACAAGUCAUCCUGAAGUUACCGAACCCCAGCCAGAAGAAGCCGAAAUUGCCACUGAGAAACACCCCGCAGUUGAUCAAGAAGCUCCAGCUCCAACCGAAGGUGAAACUAGCACCCAAGCAGGAGAAGGAAUGCAGCCUAGCGCAGUGACGACAGCACCUGAACAAGUCAGUCCCGGAGCGAAGGACAAUUUAACCACGAAGAUUCCUAUUGAGUUCGACGACCGAUUGAAGCCUGAGCAUGAAGAAACGACUAGUCCACCUACGGAGGAAGUCACCUCGCCUACCCAAGCACCGAGAAAUGUUACGGAACUGUACACUUCUGGCCCGCCUGAAGGAAUUUCGACUAAAAAGACUGUAGACGGAGAGCUUUCUACGUCUUCGCCGUUGACCUCGCCUCCACAACCAGAACCAGUAGCCACGGAGUCUAGUCACGAAAUCUCUGGCGAACAUGAAGAUCAUGUGCCAGAACUGCCAGAUUACCAAUCGCCAACGGACGACUACGACGACGCCAGUCCUCUGGGUCCAGGAACUUGUCGCUAUGGCGGAAAAGUAUUCGUUUCCGCCCAGCAGAUACCGCGUGACGAUCCGUGCGAUUUCUGCUUCUGUUUCAGAAGUGACAUCAUCUGCUUGCAGCAAAGCUGCCCGCCGCCCAUUCCCAAUUGCCACGAAGAGCCCAUCAGAGGGUUCUGCUGCCCUAGGUACGAGUGCCCGGUAGGAAUGGCUACGGCGCUCAACAUGACUACGACGACUACUACGACGACUACGACGUUGCCGCCGCACUUCUUGGCGCACGCCUAUAAGGGUAGGGCUAGGAAGACGGGAUGUCUCAUCCAGGGGCGAGCCUACAGGGUGGGAGACUACAUCAGGUCCGCUUCAGGCCCUUGUAUGCACUGCACGUGUGGUUCAGAUGGACAGAUGGAAUGUGAUCCCAAACAGUGUAGUCCUGAGCCAAUGCUGAGGCAGAUGAUAGCUGCAGCAUCUAGGAGAAGAAGAUGAACGAAUUUGUAAAAUAUAUAGUGAGACAAUGUGCAAGUGAUACAGACAAUUUUAUGAAAAUUGAACAAUAGUCUCGAACAUUGAAAAAAGAACAGCAUUCUAGGGUGCCAAAAUGAACACUUACUUUAUGUAGUGUGCCUUUUACAAGAAUUUCAGUUGACAUUCACUGAGGGGUGAACAUCUUUGAAAGUUUGAUGUGUGAGGUUUUUUUAAAUUCCAGUCCAGAGUAUUUAUGAAACUAAAAAAAAUUGUUUUGAGUAUGAAUAAAAUUGAUUGAAGAAUACCUACUCCUGGAAGUGGAAUUGGGUGUGAAAAUUUUCAAAGUUGGUUCGCCUCUCAAUUUUUUCGUAAGAAAGUGAUGCAACAGAAACGCAAUUCUCCCAGUGAUCUACUCGAAUGUAUACUCAACCAAACGAAUCAAAACUGAAUAUUGUAUUGGCCUAUGGAAAUACGAACCCUCUGAAAAAUCUUUUUUUAUGUGGAUUCUCAAUAGACCUGGUAGUAGGUAACUUAUUUUCAUGAAAAAUUAUUGCAAAAGAUUAUGACGUUCCUCUGAUAUGGGUAGUAUAAUGACAUUAAUUUAAUUAAUAUCACAUGAAGGUUCAGCAUGUUGAAUUUAGGCCACAUAUUCACUAUUCAGCUUUUGACUAGUUUACAUAGAUGUUAUUUAUAAUGAACUUAAUGACUGAUGAAAAUUUUUACACUUUUGUAAUUAGAAAUACUUGGAGUGUCGUUUACUUAAUUUUGAAAAAGCCAUUACAUGUAAUACGCGGGCUCUUUAUUUAUGUAGUCUUAAAAUGUGUGUUGCGUAUCCUAAAACUGUCUAAGUGGUUUGACUAGCAGAAAAAAUCCUUCCGUUCGCAGUAGUUAGUAUAUUAUCUAUGAAAAUUAUUUUCUGCUACUUGAACGCUUAGACUACUUCUUGUAUAUUAACGGAUGCUCAAUAUUAAUAUUAAGUAGAGUAUGUAGUAUUUAUCAAUAAUGAAUAAAAUGUGUAAAUGAU
Messenger RNA from Phaedon cochleariae (mustard beetle), 9658 nucleotides. The record is from the annotation of a GenBank genome assembly. Lineage: Eukaryota; Metazoa; Arthropoda; Insecta; Coleoptera; Chrysomelidae.